Messenger RNA from Hevea brasiliensis (rubber tree), 1380 nucleotides. RefSeq lists its product as uncharacterized. Gene Ontology annotation, molecular function: zinc ion binding; nucleic acid binding. The record is from RefSeq and is a predicted model, not a curated record. Bases 327 to 1208 code for a protein of 293 amino acids. The transcript has a single exon. Lineage: Eukaryota; Viridiplantae; Streptophyta; Magnoliopsida; Malpighiales; Euphorbiaceae.
UUUUUUUUUCAAUUUUUAUGUUGCCAGUUAUUUCUUUUUUCUUUUCCCAUCAAGCAAUGGAAAAGAUGUGGUAAUUAAUCACUGGUGUGAAUAAUAAAGAACUUUCAGUGCCACCUUGAUCUCAUAAGCAGUGGCAACUCAGGCAAACCAUAAACUGUAAUGAUCCAUCUGAUUUUUUGAGUGUGGACCAUUGUGCAGUAAUCAAUUGUGAUAUCUGAUACAGUAAUGUUUAUGAAUAUCGCCCUUCUUGUUGUGAUUUAUUCAGAAUUGAAUAAGAAAGUUUCUUGCUUGUAAGUGCUACUUUGUCACCAUUCAUCCAGCAAUUAAUGUUGUAUGACUUUCGGUUAUGUGCUGUGAGUAUUCUGUUGCAGGCUAAGCCAAAUUCAAAUCUUUGUGGGGCAAAGCGGAAGGCUGCAACACCACCUGAACAAGGUGCUGUUGGGCUCCCUGACGCUGGUUUGAAGAAGAUACCCAAGGAAGAGUGGAACUGUACUCUUUGUAAUGUUAGCGCUACAAGUGAAAGAGGUUUGAAUGAACACCUUCAAGGCAAGAGGCACAAGGCUAAGGAAGCAAGAUUGAGAGCAAAUAGGGUGGCCAAAAACUUAAGUCCUAUACCGUUUCCAAAGAAAACUGCAAAACCAGCUAAUCUCACUACCAGUAUUGCAGGCUCAGAACUAGAGGCAAAAGUUGAAGGGGAAUUACUUGAAGUUGAAAAAGCUAAUGAUGAUACAGACAAGAAAAGAGAGAACAAACAAGAUUCAGGGAAUGCAAAUGAUAAGCUGCAAAAAUGUACAUACAGAAAAUUUGAAGAGAAAAGGGGCAGGGAAAUUGCAGAGGAGAGGACAGCAGAAUUUAGGAAGAAGAAACAAUUCAAGUUCUGGUGUGAAAUGUGUCAGAUUGGUGCCUACUCUGCAGUGGUAAUGGAGGCUCAUGAAAAGGGGAAGAAGCACAAAUUUCAGCUGCAGCAGCUUCAUCAAAACGGAGAAGCUGUCCCAGCCAUCACUACAAUGGUAUCAUCUAAAGCUGGCGAGAAGGCAAAGGAUAGAGAAGCUGUGACUGUAGAAGCAAAUGAGAAGAAGACGGGAAAUGCCAACUAUAAAGAAAAAACAACAGAAACUGUUGCAGGCAAUGACAAGAUAAUAGAAAAUGGGCCGCAGAUGAUGAGAGAUCAGGAUAAUCUUCAAUUUCAAGUCAAUAAGCAAAAUUGAACCACCCUCGUUGUUUGGGAAGGUAUCCUCUAGACAUGGACGUGAAGCUCAAGGUUACAUUUUCCGUUUCUUGUUUGUUAAGUAACUUUUACUUAAAACCUUGCAUCUGAAAUGGAGCCAGCAACAACAGAUCUUUUAGAAUUGGAAAUUGGACGUGUCUUGAUUAAAAUUA